UGGGCGCCGGACAGAGCUGAGGAGCCGCGGGCGAGCUGAGGGGCUGCGGCGCCGGAGCGUCGGUGUGGGGCGCCCGUCCUCGUUUGCGCCGCUCCUCGCUCCAGCCCACCCCUGGGAGCCUCGGCGUUCUUCCCGCGUGCGGCCGCGCGGGACGAUGGCGGCGUGGCGGUCGUGGCCCCGCGCGCUGCUGCUGCCGCUGCUGGCCCAGCUGGUGUCGGGGCGCAGGACUUUGGGGGACGCCAGGGCCGGCGCGCCGCGAGGGUUGUCCGAGCCAUCCUUGAUGGCAAAACACGAAGACAGUUUGUUCAAGGAUUUGUUUCAAAACUACGAAAGAUGGGUUCGUCCCGUGGAGCACCUGCAUGACAAGAUCAAAAUCAAAUUUGGCCUUGCGAUAUCCCAGCUGGUGGACGUGGAUGAGAAAAACCAAUUAAUGACAACGAAUGUCUGGUUGAAGCAACAAUGGAUAGAUGCCAAGCUCCGGUGGAACCCCGAGGACUAUGGAGGGAUCAAGAUGAUCCGGGUGCCCUCGGAUUCCCUCUGGACCCCAGACAUCGUGCUAUUUGAUAAUGCGGAUGGACGUUUUGAGGCGGCCAGCACAAAAACAGUGGUCAGGUACAACGGCACCGUCACCUGGACGCCACCAGCCAACUACAAGAGCUCCUGCACCAUCGAUGUCACCUUCUUCCCGUUCGACCUGCAGAACUGCUCCAUGAAGUUUGGCUCGUGGACCUAUGACGGCUCGCAGGUGGACAUCGUCCUGGAGGACCAGCACGUGGACAAGAGGGAUUUCUUUGACAACGGAGAAUGGGAGAUCGUGAGCGCCACGGGGAGCAGGGGCAACCGAAGCGACAGCUGCUGCUGGUACCCAUAUGUCACCUACUCCUUCGUGAUCAAGCGCCUGCCCCUCUUUUACACCCUCUUCCUCAUCAUCCCGUGCAUCGGCCUCUCGUUCCUCACCGUGCUCGUCUUCUACCUGCCCUCCAACGAGGGCGAGAAGAUCUCCCUCUGCACCUCUGUGCUUGUCUCGCUCACCGUCUUCCUGCUGGUCAUUGAGGAGAUCAUCCCGUCCUCAUCCAAAGUCAUCCCGCUCAUCGGCGAGUACCUGGUGUUCACCAUGAUCUUCGUGACCCUGUCCAUCAUGGUGACUGUCUUUGCCAUCAACAUCCACCACCGCUCGUCCUCCACGCACGACGCCAUGGCGCCCUGGGUCCGCAGGCUGUUUCUCCACCAGCUGCCCAGGCUGCUGUGUAUGAGGAGUCACGCCGACCGCUACCGCGCCCAGAGGGAGGAAGCCGAGAGCAGGGCCAGGCCCCGGGCGCCCAGGAACACCCUGGAGGCCGCGCUCGACUCUGUCCGCUACAUUGCCAGACACGUCACCAAGGAGAACGACAUCCGGGAGGUGGUGGAGGACUGGAAGUUCAUAGCCCAGGUGCUGGAUCGGGUGUUCCUGUGGGUGUUCCUUCUAGUCUCGGUGGUUGGUUCCCUUGGGCUUUUUGUUCCUGUUAUUUAUAAAUGGGCCAAUAUCAUCAUACCAGUUCACAUUGGAAAUGCGAAUAAGUGACACUUGACUGAGGAGUUGUAGUCUGAAUUUUGUUAGCAAGCAUAGUGCUUGUGGCUCCUAGAAAAUGAUGAAAAAUGUAAAUUGUGCUUAAAACUUUUUUAAAAAUUGUUUUUCAGAGGAAGAAAGAGAGCUCCCAUUCACUUGCUGAUGCCCCAAAUGCCCACAAGGUUGGACAAGGCCAAAAGCAGGAGCCAGGAGCUCCAUCUGGGUCUCCCCUGUGGGUGGCAGAAACCCAACCACUUAAAACAAGCACCUGCUACUCCCAGGGUGUGCAUUUGUAAUAAACUGGAAUUGGGACUGGAUCUGGGACUUGAACCCAGGUACCCUAAUAGGGGAUGGGGGUGUUCUGGGUGGCCUCCUUUUACCCACAAGGCCAAUAGCCUGCCCCCAUAUUUAAAAGUUAAUGCAAGCCUUAGCUGACUGGCAGUAGCUAACAUUGAUCUGUCCUAAUACACCAUCCCUUAGGACACCUGCUAGGAUGACUGCAGAGAUGCUCAGAGCUGAUGCUGAGAACAGCAGCCAAGUGCUCUCUCAGCACAGCUCAGGGGCUGUAGGCAGCAGGGAGGUGUCUCACUGUGCUCCAAAGCUCCAGGUAUAUGUGAAGGGUCAGUCAGAAAUGUUCCCUGUAUUUUGUAAAAAUACUAGAAUUCUUUGUCCUGGAUUCAGAGGAAUUAGCUCAACUUUUAGCUUACUAUUACACUGUUCUAUGAAAGCAGCUACUUGCUAUAAAAGUAACUCAGUGGGAUGUUUUUCUGUCAUUUUCUUUUUUCUCGAAGGUUUAUUAUUUGAAAGGCAGAGCCACAGGGAUAUUCCACCUGCUGAUUCACUCCCCAAGUGGUUGCAAUGGCCGAAGCUGGGCCAGGCAAAGCCGGGCACCAAGAGCUUCAUCCAGGUCUCCCACAUGAGUGCAGGGUUCCAAGCACUUGGGCUUGCCUUGGCUGCUUUCCCAGGUGCACUAGCAGAAAGCUGGGUGGGAAGCAGAGGAGCCAGGCCUGGGAGGAAGCGCCUCAACUACUGACUUGAGUUCUGCACCAGACUCCUGCCCCUGCGGUAACUGCCUUCGUCACUGGCCUUCCAUUGCAGUA
Molecule: messenger RNA, 2646 nt
Organism: Ochotona princeps (American pika)
Lineage: Eukaryota; Metazoa; Chordata; Mammalia; Lagomorpha; Ochotonidae
Gene: CHRNA5
Product: cholinergic receptor nicotinic alpha 5 subunit
Exons: 6
Coding region: 155-1561 (468 amino acids)
Biological process (GO): chemical synaptic transmission; nervous system process; regulation of membrane potential
Cellular component (GO): neuron projection; postsynaptic membrane; synapse
Molecular function (GO): acetylcholine-gated monoatomic cation-selective channel activity; transmembrane signaling receptor activity
Source: RefSeq, a predicted model, not a curated record